Cynara cardunculus var. scolymus (artichoke) is the source of this 2976-nucleotide messenger RNA. RefSeq names its product protein ROOT HAIR DEFECTIVE 3-like. The coding region runs from base 137 to 2587 and encodes 816 amino acids. Gene Ontology annotation, cellular component: endoplasmic reticulum. The transcript has 23 exons. Gene Ontology annotation, molecular function: GTPase activity; GTP binding. Gene Ontology annotation, biological process: endoplasmic reticulum membrane fusion. NCBI's taxonomy places the organism in Eukaryota, Viridiplantae, Streptophyta, Magnoliopsida, Asterales, Asteraceae. The record is from RefSeq and is a predicted model, not a curated record.
AUAUCAUGAGAGCAGUGUGACGCCCACCUUUCAAGAACACGGAGUCGGAUUUAUACUUGCCUGAGAUCGCACUCUGUUUUCCUUCUUCUUCUUCCAAGAUCAUAGAUCAAAAUCGAAGUUCUUCUCACUGUUCUUCAUGGAUAAAGAAGCCCAAUGUUGCUCGACCCACCUCAUAGAGGGGGAUGGUACUUUCAAUGCGGUUGGACUUGAUAAUUUUAUCAAACAAGUCAAACUGGCGGAAUGUGGACUUUCUUAUGCCGUUGUUGCUAUCAUGGGUCCGCAGAGCAGCGGAAAGAGCACACUUUUAAACCAUCUUUUCAAUACCAACUUCAGGGAAAUGGAUGCUUACAGGGGAAGGUCCCAGACUACGAAAGGUAUUUGGAUAGCAAGAUGUGCUGGUAUUGAACCUUGUACUAUUGUAAUGGAUCUUGAGGGAACAGAUGGAAGAGAGCGAGGAGAGGAUGAUACCGCAUUUGAAAAACAGAGUGCACUUUUUGCGCUUGCCGUUUCAGAUAUCGUGCUUAUAAACAUGUGGUGCCACGAUAUUGGGCGUGAGCAGGCUGCAAAUAAACCUCUGCUGAAAACCGUAUUUCAGGUUAUGUUGCGGUUAUUUAGCCCUCGUAAAACAACUUUAAUGUUCGUUAUACGUGAUAAAACGAGGACACCUCUCGAAAAUCUUGAGCCUGUCUUGAGGGAAGAUAUCCAAAAGAUAUGGGAUUCCGUUCCCAAGCCGGAAGCCCACAAACGAACCCCCCUGAGUGACUUUUUUAAUGUUCAAGUUGUUGCGCUUUCUAGCUAUGAAGAGAAGGAAGAACAAUUUAAAGAGCAGGUGGCUAGUUUGCGGCAGAAAUUUUUCCAUUCCAUUGCACCUGGUGGUCUAGCGGGUGAUAGGCGAGGAGUUGUUCCGGCUUCGGGUUUUUCCUUCAGUGCACAACAGAUAUGGAAAGUUAUCAAGGAGAACAAAGACCUUGAUUUGCCUGCUCACAAGGUGAUGGUGGCAACCGUACGAUGUGAAGAAAUUGCUAACGAGAAAUACUCUUCCUUUGUUGCAAAUGAGGACUGGCUCGAAUUAGAAGAGGCCGUACAAUCUCAACUCGUACCAGGGUUUGGAAGGAAGCUUAGUUCACUGCUUUCCAAUUGUUUAUUCAGUUAUGACGAAGAGGCUACUUACUUUGAAGAUAGUGUUAGAUCCACAAAAAGAAAGCAGUUGGAAGAGAAAUUGCUGCAACUUGUUCAACCGGCCUACCAAUUGAUGUUGGAACACAUUCGAUCGGGGACACUGGAUUACUUCAAGAAAGCACUUAACGAUUCUUUGAAUGGAGGACAAGGGUUUGCAGCGGCUGCUCGUGAUUGCACUACAAAAUCCACGAGACUGUUUGAUGAACAAUGUAAAGAUGCCAUCAUCAAGCAAGCGAAUUGGGAUUCGGCUAAAGCAAGGGAUAAGUUUUCACGCGAUUUAGAGUCGCAUAUUGCUGAAGUUCGAACUGCCAAACUGUCCGAACUUACUGCACUGUAUGAGUCGAAAUUAAAAAAUGCAUUAUAUAGUUCGGUGGAAGCUCUUCUAGAAGGAGGUAGUGAUGAUACUUGGCCCGCAAUAAGGAAACUUCUUAAUCAUGAAACCGAAACAGCCAUCUCCGAAUUCUCUGUUGCACUUUCUGGCUUUGAGAUGGACGAAGAAGACGAGGAAGACAUGAUUUCAAAAUUGAGGAAUUAUGCAAGAGGAGUCGUCGAAGCGAAAACAAGAGAAGAAGCCGGAAGAGUUUUGUACCGCAUGAAGGAGAGAUUUACAUCCAUAUUCAACCAUGAUAACGAUUCCAUGCCACGAGUCUGGACGGGAAAGGAAGAUAUUCGAGCAAUAACUAAAACUGCCCGGUCUUCAUCUCUAAAAUUGCUAUCCGUUUUGGCUGCCAUUCGUUUGGAUGAAGACACUGAUACGAUUGGGGAUACAUUAGUCCUCGCAUUAGUGGAUCCAAAGAAAGGUACUAGUAAGAGUACCGCUUUGCAAGAUCCAUUGGCCUCGAGCACAUGGGAAGAGGUUCCGGCUACAAAGACACUCAUAACUCCUGUUCAGUGUAAAUCGUUGUGGAACCAGUUUCAAAGAGAAACCGAGUAUACCAUCACCCAAGCUAUUGCUUCCCAGGAAGCUAACAAGCGCAAUAACAACUGGUUACCACCUCCAUGGGCAAUUGCGGCCAUGGUGGUUCUUGGAUUCAAUGAGUUCAUGACUCUUUUGAGGAAUCCUUUAUGGCUACUUGUUAUAUUUGUGAGUUAUCUCCUUCUCAAAGCUUUGUGGGUUCAACUAGACAUAUCCGGUGAAUUCCGCAAUGGCGCGCUUCCGGGAAUUCUGUCGUUAUCCACCAAGUUUCUUCCCACAGUCACGAAUCUUCUUCGAAAACUGGCGGAGGAAGGGCAAAGGCCAACGACCACCGAUGCACACAGCAAUACCUCGAAUCCACCACAAGCAUCGAGGAUUAUACAAGGUGUUGUUGGGAGUAACAGCGGUUUCUCGUCAACUGCUUCAUCGGAGGUAACGAUGGAAAACGAAGUGGAAUACACUAGCCCUUCUAGACAUGAUAAAGAUCUGUGAUUAGUAAUAAUAACAUCCCUUCACUGUAUCUAUGCAAAACUUGUGUAUUUUGCCGGAAAAAAUGAAAAGUUGCCGGAAAUAUGGCCGGCUGCCGUUGAUCACUGAGAAUCCUAAAAAACCCUGUUGAUCGAUGUUAUAGUAUGAAAGGUUAGGAAAACGAGCGGGGGCAUUUUCGGAAUUGGAUUUUGAUUUUAGAGAGAGACCCGGAUCAAAUGGGAACUUGUGUUUUAGGUGUCGAUAGUUUGUUUUGUAUGAUAAUGUCGAUAACUGCUACUCGGUCUUCUACAUUGUGUUGGAUUUUGUCAUCCGAGAAGAAUAAUGUCGAUGUUCGCUUGUACGUACUCUUAAAGAUUGUCUAGAGAAUUACCCGUGUUCGUACUUUAUGCCGA